UGUCUGCAGGCAGUCCCAAUCCUCUAUUAAUGGCGCCUUUGGAAAGUGCUCCGCCUCGCGUCUCUUCGAACUUAGCGCAGUAAUCCCUAUGAAAGCCCUUCGCCUCAGCUCCUAAGCGACAACGACAGCCUCCGACACCGUCCCAGUAAAGAUGGCGCGACUGAUUUCCUCCGCCGACUCCGACGCCGCCGCUGCUGCGUCGCACCGCGUGGUGUUCGUGGACACCAGCCUCGACACUCACCUCGCGAUGGCCGUCUCCGAAUCCGACACAGUGUCGGACCUCAAAAAGAAAAUUAUUCAAGCGCACCAGCCGUGCUUUCCGCAGUUCGGGGAGAUCAAAAUCAACGCAGUAAAGGUCGAGCGAAGAGGGCACUCUUAUCACUUGUCUGACUCCAUGCUCGUGAUAAGUGCAUUCAAUGGGAUGAAGAAAGAUUUGUUUCUUGAUGUUGAUGCUUCGAGUCCAGGGGAGCGCCAAUGUUUCACUGCCGUCAUUGAGGAACCUCCUAAUGCUAUAGUGGAGAUUAAGGAAAGGAGUGAUGAACAUGGGACCAUUGGUGCCAUAGGAAAUUGCGGUAAAGUUGUAGGAGAUUUAGGGGUCGCAUUUGAAGCGUAUGAUCUAGAAACUUUGCCGCCAGUUGUGAAGUGCUCGGGAUUACUGGAUGAAGGUAGUCCAUCAGAAAUUAGUCCGAGCAAGAAAAGGAGGAAAAUGAAAAGCCAGGCAUCAACACCUCUCAAUUCAUCCGAUGCUACUGUUCCUCCUUCUGGGAAGGUUGUUCCGGACCAGAGUCAUGGGGAAACGAUGGAAGUUAAUGCUGGGGCUGCUGUCACUAACCUUGAGAAAGCCAUUGUCUUAGGAAGUUUUCAUACUGCACCAUCUUCUGAAGUCCUUGAUAGUAGCAAGAAGGCUGAUGAUGGUCUUGUUCAGCGAGCAGAUGCUGAGAUGAAUGAUCAGGGUGCUGGUAAAAAGAAAAGCCAAAGUGCAGCUGAUUUUGUCGAUGGGGAUCCCUCUCUUCUUCAUGAGAUGGAUGUUGGACUUCUUUCAGCUGGGAAUGCUGUUCUAGCCAAUAAUCAACUAUUGGAAACUGGUCGACGUGAUACGAAUGAAGUGUUGCAGGGCGACGAUGCUCAUGUGGGUGCUGAAGAAGUUAAUGUUGCCCACGCAGCAGAUACUGAUAAUGUUCUGGAAAAUACAGUUUCUCCAAAAAGAAGGAAGAAGAGUAGCAGACAGAGGCCUCCUGGAGAAAAAUUGGAAAUAUCAAAUUCAAAAAGUGAUGAAGGUAAUCCUGGUGAUGGUUCUUUCAUUGACCUUCUGCAAGCUGUAGAUUAUAUUCAAUCUGAAAAUAGGUUGAAUGAUGAAAAGAACUUGUCAGAGGAGGGAAAGGAAAUAGCAGUUGCAGAUGCAGACAAAAAAUCUGGCGAGGAACAUGGACUUGAGAUGGAAAUCUCUCGGGAAAUCACAGAAAAUGCUGGAAUUGAUGUGGGGAAGAGGGAGAAGAGAAGUAAAAGACAAAUUUUGAAGGAGAAAAAUGUUGAUCAGAGAAGUGAUAGACCUGAGCAAGAUCGAAGCAGGCAAUCGAAAGUUGAGAAAAUCAAAAUAGCAGUUGGGGAUGCAAAUGAGAAGUCUGGUAAGGGGCAUGAAAAUGAGAUGGAAAUAUCUGGGGAAAUUGCAGAAAAUGCUGAACCCAUCAUAGGGAAGAUUAAAAGGAGAACUAAGAAAAGGAGUUCUAAGGAUGACCGGAUAAGAGAUGGGCCUGGGAGAGAGCAAAGCAGUCCAUCCAAAGACGAGGGAAAAGAAACCAGGUCAAUGGCUGCUAAUAAAAAAUCUGACGAGGAGCGCAUGGAUGAGAUGGGAUCUCUGCAGCAUAUCCCAGAUGAAGCAGCAGUUGAAGAUGAUCUUGAGGUGAAGAUACAGAAGAAGAAAACUAAGAAAUGGAGUUCUAAGGAGAAAAAGGAUGAUCAAUCGAUUCAUAACAUCGGAAAAGAGCAAAGCUAUUUGCCUCAAGCAGAAGGAGGAGGUGUGCCGGCUGUGGAUGCUGAUGGCAAGGACAUUACAGAGAAAUCGGCAGAUGCAGGUAAUCUCGAGGAGAAGACAAAGAAAAGGGCUACGAGACAGAGAUCUAAGGAGAAGAGUGCUGAUAGAAUUGAUAAAAGUGGAAGCCAGUUUUAUCUCAAGCAGAGGGAGCGAAAACAAUAGCUAAUAUGGUUGCUGAAAAUAUAUCCUAGGAGAAAGUAUGGCAUUAGUGAUUCUGCAGGCAUCCCGUAAAAAGUUGUGUCCAUCUUAGUUGGAGCUGUUAACCCUGACAACAACGAGGCCAUGUAUGGUCGGUUGCUAGCCAAAUAUGUUGUUCACCAGUUGAAAGUUCCUUUUGGGUGUACUAAGAACUUAUUACCCAUGGUUUUUGUUGAUAUGGUGUACUCAUGCUAAUGACUACUUAUGCAAAUGGCUGGACAGUCUUAUAAAGAACCAUGACUACUUGAUAGAGUGAUCAUAA
Punica granatum (pomegranate) is the source of this 2492-nucleotide messenger RNA. The record is from RefSeq and is a predicted model, not a curated record. NCBI's taxonomy places the organism in Eukaryota, Viridiplantae, Streptophyta, Magnoliopsida, Myrtales, Lythraceae.